Molecule: messenger RNA, 252 nt
Organism: Arctia plantaginis
Lineage: Eukaryota; Metazoa; Arthropoda; Insecta; Lepidoptera; Erebidae
Source: the annotation of a GenBank genome assembly
AUGCUCUGCGGUGUGAAUUAUGGGCAAAGUAUUGCUUUCCAUACAAAGCCUGGUCUUCACCAAAAUUCCAGGAUGAACUCCAUGCAAAACAUAAGAUGCUUUGCAGCAAACAUUUUGAAAGCACAUGCUUUAUUGAGAAGAAGUUGUUCAGAACAGCUGUACCUGGUGUUCAAUGCCAUAAGGAGCUUCUGUAGAGAAUCCCUAUAUAGAAGUGAGAACAUCAGACAACAAACAAGGAAUUGGAAUCGCUAA